Messenger RNA from Staurois parvus, 341 nucleotides. The record is from the annotation of a GenBank genome assembly. Lineage: Eukaryota; Metazoa; Chordata; Amphibia; Anura; Ranidae.
UGACAAAAUGGAACCCACCCAGCAGUGUGAGGAGACCUGAAAGUGGCACAUGGCAGAGUGUGGCGAUGGAGACAGCAGCAAUGGGAGGCUGUACAGGGACCCAUGACACACUCUGGACCUGGAAGCAGCAUGAGGAGGCGGUACAGGGGCCCAUGACAGAUUACGGGCCUGGCAGCAGCAUGAGGAGUCGGUACGGGAGCCCAGCACCCUAUCACAAAAUGGAACCCACCAACAGUGUAAGGAGACCUGAAAGUGGCACAUGGCAGAGUCUGGCGAUGAAGUCAGCAGCAAUGGGAGGCCGUACAGGGACCCAUGACACACUCUGGACCUGGCAGCAGCAA